Messenger RNA from Betta splendens (Siamese fighting fish), 5588 nucleotides. RefSeq names its product parathyroid hormone 1 receptor (gene pth1r). Lineage: Eukaryota; Metazoa; Chordata; Actinopteri; Anabantiformes; Osphronemidae. Bases 1418 to 3022 code for a protein of 534 amino acids. The record is from RefSeq and is a predicted model, not a curated record. Gene Ontology annotation, cellular component: plasma membrane. Gene Ontology annotation, biological process: intracellular calcium ion homeostasis; adenylate cyclase-activating G protein-coupled receptor signaling pathway; cell surface receptor signaling pathway. Gene Ontology annotation, molecular function: G protein-coupled peptide receptor activity; parathyroid hormone receptor activity; peptide hormone binding. The transcript has 13 exons.
GCAAACUUCGUGUAUAUUUGAACACAAGGCAGAUCUGUAACAGAUAAGUGUUUGAACAAAUGCACAAAUUUGUCGACGCUCCCGAAGCUUUAAAAGUCAAUUAGAGUAAAGCAGCAGAUGGUGCCUGAGAUGAAAACGUUCAUCUUUCUGCAUUAUGUCCCAGUAAUCCAAUCCUACUAGAUGCAACUUUUGAGAGACUGCAGGGGGAAAAAGCGGUUUGGCGAAGGCCCCGCGAUCUGUUGAAUGUAGAGUUUGUUUGAGGGGUGAGAAAAUAUGUCAUUUCGGAGUCGUGGUUUAUUCCAACGUAAGAGCGCGCGCACCAAUGAGCGGCUUGGACGCUCCACCCUACCUGCCUCCUCUCCGCCCCCCCUUUUCCAUCCACAUACUCACUGCCGAACGCGACCUGCCGCCUGCCACAUCUGGAGCCGCUGCCCCGCGCUGUAAACUCCAACUUUUCGCAUUGAAUCCGCGCAAAAACACUCAGGCGUCGGUCCGCGUGAGCGGUGCCGCGCUCCCGCUAGUAAGUAGAGAUUCUUGAAGCCAACUUGGCGUUUGUCGCCGUCUCUGCGCUUUUUUUUUUUUUCGUUUAACAUCACCGUUGGUAAACAGAGUGUGUAUGAGACUUUCAUACAUUCGCGUUGUAUCGCGUUGCGGGCGGCACAAAUGACACGUUUCCACGCCGCGUCUCCGCGAGCGCGUAAAGGAGACGCGUGACCGGCACCGCUCCGACUCCGUUAAUCCGCGUAAAUUAUGGGAAGGGAUCUGUAGAAAAGUUUGCAGCUCUGCGCGCUCUGCUCUGUCAGAGGACCGCUAUUUACUGCGAAGCGUUAACAGUGACGCGGUCUUCGGCUCUGACGAACUGCCGUGCGGCGGUGGCGACAUGAGUCAGACGGAAUCAAAUAGUGAAAUUCAACAGCGGCUGGUGAUGGAGUGAUGCGUUUUGGCAGCGACCUAAGAUUUGGAGCCGGGGACUGGAAUAAGCUUUAAGGCGCACGGCUCCAUACUGAAGUGUUUAAGUUAGUCUGAGGGGAAAUUUAAAAGACCUAAAAAUACAGCGUUGGUUUCUUCCCUACAAAGAAUCAUUUGAACUUCCCACCGCAGAGCCAGAGCGACAUAAAUAGUUCUGACAUGUGGAUGUAAUUUCAGAAGGGGGAAAAAAGGCAGAUGCGGGGAAAUAAAGCGAGUGGGCUGAGCCUCCGUGUGUAGUAGAUUAGAGGAAAUUAAAUCGAGGGCAGAGCGGGACGAUUACAGAGUUAUGAUUUCACGAGCCACCGUGAGCAGCCGCGGGUCAGACGGAGAGAACGGGCGUCGCUCCGACGAGAGUUACGUCCGUUGAGUCGUUUUCUGCCCGAGCGUCACCUGCGUCUGUUCGACCCCGUGCGAGGACUCCUGGAGGCGGAGUCGCCUCGGGUCGGGCAUGGGAUCCGCUCACCUGCUCCGCCACCUGGACUUGCUUCUCGUCCCUCUGCUCGGCUGCGUCUGCCUGGUGUUUGCAGAUGAUGUGCUGACAAAGGAUGAGCAGAUCGGCCUGCUGCUGAAAGCCAGAAGGAAGUGUGAGGGAAACAUCAAGUCAGGGACCAGGAUUCCUGAUGGAUACUGCUCCCCAGAAUGGGAUGGCAUCGUUUGCUGGCCCGAGGGGCCUCCAGGAAGGCUUGUGUCCACUGCCUGUCCAGAGUACAUCUAUGACUUCAACCAUAAAGGACUAGCAUACCGGCGGUGUGACAACAACGGAACAUGGGAACUGACCACAUCCAACAAGACGUGGGCCAAUUAUAGCGAAUGUGCGAAGUUCCUGUAUGACAACAACGUCAAUAAAGAGGAGGUCUUUCACCGCCUGUAUCUCAUCUACACCGUGGGCUACUCCAUUUCCCUGGGCUCGCUCAUGGUCGCCGUCAUGAUCCUGGGAUAUUUCCGACGUUUGCACUGCACAAGGAACUACAUCCACAUGCACCUCUUUGUGUCCUACAUGCUACGAGCUAUAAGCAUUUUCGUGAAGGAUAUCGUGCUCUAUUCUGGAUCAUCUUUGGAGAUGGAAAGAGUCACGGUGAAAGACCUCAUGUCUAUCACGGACAUCUCACCAACCAACAGAGCAGAGCUUAUUGGCUGCAAGAUGGUUGUGACCCUGUUCCUGUAUUUCCUGGCAACCAAUUACUACUGGAUCCUUGUUGAGGGUCUCUACCUCCACAGCCUCAUCUUCAUGACCUUCUUCUCGGACAGAAAGUAUUUGUGGGGAUUUACUCUGAUUGGGUGGGGGGUCCCAGCUAUGUUCGUCGCACUCUGGGUAACCGUGAGGGCCAUUUUCGCAGAUUCAGCGUGUUGGGACUUAAGUGCAUGGCAUCUGAAAUGGAUCUAUCAAGUGCCUAUCCUGGUGGCUGUGGUGGUUAAUUUCCUCCUAUUUCUGAACAUCAUUCGAGUCUUGGCAACUAAGCUGCGGGAAACGAAUGCAGGGCGGUGUGACACAAGACAGCAGUACAGGAAACUUUUAAAGUCCACGCUGGUGCUGAUGCCACUGUUUGGUGUCCACUACAUCAUAUUCAGCGCCAUGCCUUAUACACCGGUGUUUGAAUUGCCCUGGCUGAUCCAGAUGCACUACGAGAUGCUGUUUAACUCCUUCCAGGGAUUCUUAGUUGCAAUCAUAUACUGCUUCUGCAACGGGGAGGUGCAAGCUGAGAUCAAGAAGUCCUGGAGCAGGAGGACUCUGGCUCUGGACUUCAAAAGAAAGGCUCGGAGCGGCAGCAACACGUACAGCUAUGGACCUAUGGUGUCGCACACCAGCGUGACCAACGUCACUGCCAGAGGGCCUCUGGCUCUUCACCUCACCACGCGGCUGGGACCCGCGCCCGUCAACGGGCACCGCAACCUCCCGGGCUACGUCAAGAACGGCUCCAUCUCGGAGAACUCCAUGCCUUCGUCGGCGCAGGAGCUCCACAUGCCGGAGGAGGAGCCGCCGGGCAGCGCGCGGCCGUGCGAGGAGGAGAAACCCUCGCCCGUGGUGGAGGAGGAGAGGGAGACGGUCAUGUGACCUCCAGGUGGAGACUGGAAGCGCCAGCGAUACGGUCUCACGGCGGUGGGAACGGGACGGCGGCGAGAAGCCACGCCGCCGGUUUUUCUCCUGUGAACCCAGCGGGAGCGUGGCUCGCAUGAGGCUCCGCAUCACCUUUAUGAGCCGGGUGCCUUUGGUGGAGGACUCAGGCAAAGGCCUUUGACUCUUUCAACAACUAAGCUCCACGGUGAAUGUGUAAGAGGCUGGAAACGGACAUAUCUCAGCUCCACUGCCAUACAGUAACUGUUCUCAUUUUUUGUGUUUGCUUUGUUGGCAAAUGUCCAAUAAACUUAUGUUAAUCAGUUUCAGGAGGUACAGAGCAGCCUUAGUCGCCCGUGUAAAGCCAGAAGGAGUGAAUCGUCAGGUCCAGUUCACUGUACUCACUUAAAAGAACUGCAACUGUUCGGAGGCAUUGGCUCCAACUGUCUGGGACGUUAUUGUUUCUGCGUUAACUUAAAUCCACUUCAGUGUUAAAGGGAAGAUACUCAGGUAAUUGAAGUUGUGCACACCUCCGUUGGUGCACACAUAUUUUUUUAUAGCUUUUAAAGUGGUGUUUCAGCCCGGUCACCACUUCUCUAUAGGAUUAGGAAGUCUUACACAUGUACGGUUUCUCCUGUUUAUAUAGAUCCGGUAUUUGUGUCUUUAAUUACAACAAAGUUCAAAAAACGCUCUAAUGAAUGUUUCGUGUUCAGGUUUUCUCACUUUCUUUGCGUUGGGGUUUAGUUGAGGCGCAUUCAUGGAAACCUGACAGGAAUCCAGUCCUUUCCCCAGUGUUUUAAAAAGGGAGAGGCCUCGUUUAAAUUCACACUGUGCAGGAAUAGCGAUCACACAUUCCAGUAAAAGUUAAUUAAAAUAGGAAUCUAAUAAAAAGUCAAAUUACCCUGGAAUUCCAAGAGUGACAGAUGUGAAGGAAAACCCGCAAAUGGGUAACAGACAGUAGAAACGGACCAGUGUUAUGCUGCUUUUUCAUGUGUAUAUAAGUCACAAUGUUUACAAAGAUCUGAUACACAUUCUAAUAGUGUUUAUGUAUAAUAAUAUGUUAUAAAGCAGUUUUAAUGUAGAUAUGUUCCAUGUGUGAAUGUUUGCAGUAUUGAAUCUUGUAAAUAGUCCUAAAUCAAACUGGUGAAGACAUUUACGUAUGAGCAUAUGGGCAUUUAAACCAGCAGUUCAGCAUCCAUGUGAUAUUUAAUGCGCGGAACCUGCACUGUUGGCAGGUGAGGUCAUAAUGUGUUAAACCAAAGAGCAUUGGUGUGAUGUGCUGCCAGACAAGUGGUUUAUUUUGCAGCAUCUUAAGGAAUGGAAAGCUAAUGGUCUUUAAAACCUCCAUUUGGAUUUUGUUUUUCUUUUUGCUUAACCUGCGGUUUUUAGUUUUUAAUUUGUCUUGGACUCGUAUGUCUGAUUUAUGAUCACCUGGGUUAUAUGAGAAGCAGCUCAAUGGACUUUCGUCUCACAUUCAUUUAAAUGACACCAAAGCUAAUAUUUGCCCGUCCUUCUAUUAAUGGUGUCUGCUUCUGACCACUUCACACUAAAUGAACAUUCAUGCCUGUUGUCAGAGCCUUUACCUUCGUGCUGCUCAAUAUUGAGAUUGAUCCAGUUUGAGUCUUUCCAGCACAGUAGAGAUUGAAGCCUUUUAUCAAAGGACAGACCUGGUGAUGUUCUGGUUUUAUUCACAUGGACAACAAAUCCCAUGAAAACUAAAGCUAGCAAUUUGACUGUGUUGUCAAGCUUAUUGUGCUGUACCGUAGCUCCCCAACAGUCAUUAAAACUGCUGAUGCCCUGGUUUAAUACGUGUAUCAAUCCACUGCUAAAAAUAGUCCCGAGCAAACGCAUGAUUUACUCUGUUUCAGUUUCAUUUGCUCAGUGUUAACCUUAGUGCUCAGGUGGUUCUGACCUAAUAAGUAUUUACUGUUUAGCAUGUCUUUAGUUUGUUAAUAACUGAGAACAAAAGAGACAUUGUGUGAACAUAUUAAAGAUGUGUUUUGCAAACCUAGCAAGAAAUUUUGAAAUCUCCAAAAGCCUCGUUUAAACCAGACGACUUCCUGCAGUGAAGCAUUUUGGUCUUUGGACCAAACCUGGACUUUUCUCUGGAGGCUGGUAUUGACUGUGACUAGAGAUGGAGUGGACUGACCACAGCAGUAAUUACAGUUGGCUGCACGAUGCAAAGCCUAAACAAAAUCUCCUCACAUCAUUAUAAGCGGUGAUAAGUACCUUCCUCUAUUUUAAAAUAUGUUUAUCAAAUUUUUAUUCGAGCACUUUAAUUACGUAUAAUACAACAGUUUAUUCUGCUUGUAGAAAUGAUUGUACUAUGAAAAUGGAGUGUACAAUACGCUGAGAAUCAUAGAGCUAAUGUCAUUGUUUUCAAAUACCUCUCAUGAAAUUCGAAAUGUGUUCAUUGUCUUUUUUUUUAUUUAUCUUGUGCCACAACAUACUCAGUGGCCUCGACAUGGGUGUUGAUGCUUUCGUGUUUUCUAAGGCCUCAUAGGCUGCAGGGCCGUUGUAGAUAUCCAUGUAAACUUGGAAUAAAAUAGGAAGAUGUUUCCUGGUC